AGAAACAGCAGUACUCUACCAAACCUAAAGACCCAGCAGCUGUUUUUUUUACUGGUUUCUUUAUAAGUCUUAUUUGAAGUAGCGAAGAGAAACUCAGACAUGUCAGACAGAUCUGCUGAAAUCCUGAGAGACAGCCGUCAGUCGUGGAAUGAUAUUGCAGCAGGAAGACAGCUUUUCAGAACUCCUCCUAUGACCGGUGUGAAGCAAGAAUUGCAUUUGUAUACUGAAUAUUCCAGUGAGGAGCAGGUGGAGCCCCAGCUGGAUAUGGAGGCAGAUGACAAUGACCAAAAUGUGAUAUUCAAUUACAACGCAAUUGCACCAAAAACAGAACCAGAAGACCCUAACCCCAUGCUGAAAGGAAUGAAGGGCUGUCAGCUGACGCAGAAUGACUUGGAGUUUAUGGAAAAGAUGAAAGAAGAUAAACUUAUCAAACAGCUGCAGGGUGAUUUGGAAGAGGUGCAGAGGUUGGUCAGUAAAGAACUGAUGCAAUUAGAGCUGGCGUUAGCUUCCAGGGAGAUAGCACUGGCUGAUCUAACGCUCCCGUCCUGUGAAGACCUCAUGGAGUGGGUGAAGGCGGUCCUCAGCAUGACGUCACCAUCCGCCCAAUUGGCAGACCUGGACCUCGAUUGUUUCCUGGACACGGUGACGAAAGAAACCAUCCAAAUAGCCACGGAGGAGAAGCGGAUUGAGAUCCGUCGGAUGGGGAACAUGGUGGCUAACAAGAAGAAGAGGGAAGCGAAAGAGAGAGGGCAGCUUGAAAUAAAUGUUGCCAGUCAACAGCUGAAGGUGCAUGGAUUCAUGAGCCAAAUGUCAAACCUGCUAUGUGAACUUUCACAAGAAGAGGAAGCGUAUAAGGCUCUUGAAAUCCGGAUUAACACUCAAGAAGAAGCAGCAGCAGGAAUGGAAGCAGAUAAAGUUGUCGAAGAGGAACCACAAGAUCUUAAAGUGCAAGCCAAAACUCGAGGAAAGGGAAGACCGAAGGCUGUUGCGUUUCAAGAACCAGCAAACCGCAAAACUAAAUCCAGGAGCAAGCUCGCAGACGGUAAAACUGACAGUGGGAAACACGAUAAAGAGAAGCCAACGAAGUCUGUUAAAGAAUCCAAAGGGCCACAAAAGAGAGUCCAGAAGCAAGAGGCAAGUUCCCAAGAGGCUUUGCAGUCUGUAGGAGGGAAGAGAAAGAAACCUGCAGCUACAAAACCAAAAAGUGGUGUGAAAACUGAGGAAGCUCCAUCCACGACCGGACGGGAAGCUCCAUCCACGACCGGACGGGAAGCUCCAUCCACGACCGGACGGGAAGCUCCAUCCACGACCCGACGGGAACCUCCAUCCACGACCCGACGGGAUUCUCCAUCCACGACCCGACGGGAAGCUCCAUCCACGACCCGACGGGAAGCUCCAUCCACGACCCGACGGGAAGCUCCAUCCACGACCCGACGGGAAUCUCCAUCCACGACCCGACGGGAAUUUCCAUCCACGACCCGACGGAAAGCUCCAUCCACGACCCGACGGGAAUCUCCAUCCACGACCCGACGGGAAUCUCCAUCCACGACCCGACGGGAAUCUCCAUCCACGACCCGACAGAAAGCUCCAUCCACGACCCGACGGGAAGCUCCAUCCACGACCCGACGGGAAGCUCCAUCCACGACCCGACGGGAAGCUCCAUCCACGACCCGACGGGAAGCUCCAUCCACGACCCGACGGGAAUCUCCAUCCACGACCCGACAGGAAGCUCCCCCCCAGGGCAGGAAGGAGGAGACCACUGUUCUGAGGAGGUCCAAGAGGAUCGCCAGCAAGGCUCACUGACACCACACCUUUUUAAUAAUGUUGGAUGUAGUGCCCUACAAAAUCUAACAAAAAAACCUGGUGAACCCGUCUACAAUUUAGUAUUGGACUGUAACACCCUUGACUUAGUCUUGUUGCUAAGUAACUUUCAGUAAUGGGCUUGACAUUAAGUUGUAUUUCAUUACAUUCAUGUGCAUGUCAUUUUAAGAAUCUGUUUAAUUUGUUUUAUUUAAAUAAAGUGGUGAUUUCAUGAGA
Messenger RNA from Trematomus bernacchii (emerald rockcod), 2037 nucleotides. Its product is annotated as proteoglycan 4-like. The record is from RefSeq and is a predicted model, not a curated record. The transcript has 8 exons. Bases 100 to 1803 code for a protein of 567 amino acids. NCBI's taxonomy places the organism in Eukaryota, Metazoa, Chordata, Actinopteri, Perciformes, Nototheniidae.